Triticum turgidum subsp. durum (durum wheat) is the source of this 831-nucleotide messenger RNA. The record is from the annotation of a GenBank genome assembly. NCBI's taxonomy places the organism in Eukaryota, Viridiplantae, Streptophyta, Magnoliopsida, Poales, Poaceae.
AUGUCGGACGUGACGGCGGUGAUGCAUCUGCGGGGGGAGGAGCCGUGGCUGGCGCUUCCUCCAGGGUUCCGGUUCCACCCCACCGACGAGGAGGUGGUCACGCACUACCUCACCCCCAAGAUCCGCAACCCCGACUUCUCCUGCCUCAUGGUCGCCUACGUCAACCUCAACAACACCGAGCCGUGGGAUCUCCCGAAAAAGGCGAAGAUGGGCGCGGGCGAGACGGAGUGGUUCUUUUUUGUGCACAAGGAUCGGAAGUACCCGACGGGGACGCGCACCAACCGGGCGACGAAGAGCGGCUACUGGAAGGCGACGGGUAAGGACAAGGAGAUCUUCCGCGGCACAGGACUGGACGCCGUCCUCGUCGGCAUGAAGAAGACGCUCGUCUUCUACCGCGGCCGCGCCCCCGGCGGCCAAAAGACGUCGUGGGUGAUGCACGAGUACCGCCUCGAGGGCGAGCUGCCCCAUCGCCUACCCCGCUCCGCCAAGGACGAUUGGGCUGUUUGCCGGCUGUUCAACAAAGAAUUGGCCGCGCAGAAUGCACCCCAGAUGGCGCCGGCGGCCGACGCGGACAUGGAGGAGGAGGACCCGUUCGCCUUCCUCGAUGAGUUGCUCAACAGUGAUGACUUGCUCAACAACGCUGGCCUGCUCGGCAAUGCCGACCCGCCGAUGCUCAUGGACUAUCCGUCAGGCGCCAUAGACUUCGCCGGCGCUUCCAGCUCCACCUCCAGCGCGGCCCUGCCGGUUGAGCUGGACAUGGAGCAUCGGACCCGCAAGAUGGAGCCACCGGCGCCGCAGCAGCAGAGCCCAAACUACAUGUGGAAGAUGUGA